UCAAUAUACUAUGUCUUCCCUAACAGCUGCUCCUGUUUCUAAUUCUGUUGAAGCUGCUAACAAUUCUGUCAUUGUUUUCGUGACAGUGUUUGUUACACUAUUUUUUGUUGCUGCUUCUGGCACCUUCUGUUGUGUAUGUGUAUGCAAUGGCUCCUCUUCCCCUGGCGCAGGCUCCUCUCCACCGAGCAAUGACACAAAGAAGAAGGAUGAAAAAACAGAUCAGGAGAUAAAAGAAAAAAAGGAAGUGCAAAUUGAUCUGCAAGCUCUUCAUUAUUAUAUAUUCCAGUCAAAUCCGAAGUACAUUAGCACCAUUGAGUUGUCUGGACAGUACUUAAGCGAGUCAGAGGCAGCCAAAAGAGCAGCAAAAGAGAAUGGAACUUUAUUGAGAACAAAUAAUGGAAAGGUCUACAUCAGCACUCCUGGAGGUACACAUGCUGAGAUUCAGUUCAUUAGUGACAAUCAAAAUCCCAAGACAGUCACUGACCUCUGGAUAAAGAAUUCACCUUGUGCCUCAUGUUCCCAAUCCCUCAUUCAAUAUUUCAAGGAUUGUCCAAAGAAGCCUACUAUUUAUAUUGGACGUAUCUGGCAUCUCAAUGAUUCGUUUGAUGAUCAAGGAUUAAUUGAUAUCAUUGAGGCUGGAUUUACUCUGAGUGUGUGGGGAGAGCUGAAUGCACUACUGUAUGGAUCUGGGGACACAACAACAGCCAGCUAUCUCAAUAAAUUGAAAAAAUAGAGUCCUGAAAAGUGAAAAUGAUUUUGAAAAUGAUGGUGCAUGCUUCAACAAACAUCAGUAGUAACAUCCAGUUUUAAUGUUAUUUCUUAUUUUUUCUAAACUAGAUAAACAGUCGUAUAGUUAUUAUUAAGAUAUGCACUCAUUCUAGCUACACAGCUAGUCUGCUUAGGCAUGAUUACUAAUGAGGUGUAGUAACAUCACCUAACCCUCUAUUGGGAGUAUAUUAGAAAUAUCAAGAAGCAUGGGAUAUUAUCUUUUGAUUGUAUACUGGUAUGUGAACUAAGCAAAGUGAGCCAGCUUACUAUUUAAAUGUCAACUCAGUCUUGACAAGACUAUUUUUGUUCUUCCCACCCAAUUUAUAGUGGUCAUUAUCUAGGCAUGGACAUACAACUGCUACAUAAGGCCUGGAAUCAUAUUACAUUAAAUUAUUUUAAAUUUAACAGGCCAGACACAGAGCUAUUGCUAAUGCUGAAUUGACUCAUGAAUAUCAUUAAAUAUUGCUCAAUACUAUAGUGAUGGCCAGCAAAGCAAAUAACUGGUGUGAACAGUGUGAAUGGUGUGGAAGCAAAUGAUUGGUUGAAUUGUAUUGCUGACAUCCUGUCAGUAUUGUUUGUUAUUACAUGUACAACUAUCAUCAUAAUAAGUCAAUAACAGUUUAAGGCUGCAUGAAUGAUGAGAAAUGAAAAAAUGGAGUGUUAUAUACAACUACACCGUU
This is a messenger RNA of Amphimedon queenslandica, 1448 nucleotides long. RefSeq lists its product as uncharacterized. Gene Ontology annotation, molecular function: zinc ion binding; hydrolase activity. The transcript has 2 exons. Bases 11 to 733 code for a protein of 240 amino acids. NCBI's taxonomy places the organism in Eukaryota, Metazoa, Porifera, Demospongiae, Haplosclerida, Niphatidae. The record is from RefSeq and is a predicted model, not a curated record.